Aureococcus anophagefferens is the source of this 264-nucleotide messenger RNA. RefSeq lists its product as hypothetical. The record is from RefSeq and is a predicted model, not a curated record. Gene Ontology annotation, biological process: microtubule-based movement. The annotation marks the transcript as partial. Gene Ontology annotation, molecular function: dynein intermediate chain binding. Gene Ontology annotation, cellular component: cytoplasmic dynein complex; cytoplasm. The transcript has 2 exons. NCBI's taxonomy places the organism in Eukaryota, Pelagophyceae, Pelagomonadales, Pelagomonadaceae.
AUGGGGGACGACAACUGGCAAAAUUCUGAGGAAAUGGCGUUCAUCCCAGAGCAAGUCGAACCGAUGUUAACUUCUGUGCUAACCGCGGUGUUGGCUAAUGAAGUCUACGACGAAGCAAAAGUAGCCACAUGGGUCGAUCUGAUCUGUGACAGAUCUAUGGAAACCUUGACGAAAUUGAAUAAACCAUUCAAGUACAUUGUUACCUGUUUGAUCAUUCAAAAAAAUGGCGCUGGCAUUCACACGGGCCAAUCUUGUUUUUGGGAU